UGCGAUUCGUCACUUUUUUGUUGUGAUAUUAUUUCAAACGUGAUUACUAUUUUACUUUGAUUUAAGUAAAUAAUGAGUAAUACUGAAGAAAAGGCGCCUGAAACAAUUGAAACAAAUGGUAAUUUAAACAAAGAUGGAGAAAGAAAAAAUUGGGUUAAAUUUGAUGAUGAAUCUCCUCAAGAAAGUGAUUUAAACGCAAAAUCGAAAGUCUCUGAUGAAUCUGUUCAAUCAGUUACUAAAUCAGGAGCUUCAACUUCAGAAAUACCUGCUGUACUUAAAACCGAAACAGUUCACAUAAAUUUAGAUCGCAGCGAAAACAAUAUUGAACCCCUUACGCAGAGUGCUAUUAUGAGAAAUGUAGAAUAUAUCAACGCUCGUCAUGGUUUUUCUAAUGGUGACGUUAUUGUGACCUUGUUACCGACAAAUACUAAAUGGCCCUGGAUUACUGCAGCAAGGUUUCGACCAGAACUAGUCCCUGAAGAGCUAAUGGCUCAGGGCUUAACUUUGACUGUUGAGGAAUAUGUUCAUGCUAUGGAGCUUCUCGUGAAUGAUGCCCGAUUUACAAUUUACAAUAUCUGCUACAAAAGAGUUUUAGUUUGUUGGGUUACUAUUGCAUUUUUAGUACUCUUAACUUUACUUUUUUCGGGCUUGACGGGCCUGACUUUAUUUUCACUUGGAGUUAUGUGGCUUAUUCUUAAUGCGCUGGCCAUUUUUCUCUGUAUGUGGAUAAAGUUAAAGCUCUCAAAAGGCUUAGAACAGUGUUUAGCAAGUGUUAAUAAAUUGUUGAAUAAACACAAACUGUUACUGGCACUAGAUGACAGAGGAAGAAUAUCAUGUCACAAAGUGAACCUGUGCUAUAUUUACUUUGAUUCAGGGCCAUGUAUAGCACAUAUACAACAGUUUAUUGAAAGCGAAGAAGGCAAAACAAUCAUGAAAGGUUGGGAACAAAGAUUAGAUGUGUCCGCUAAUGAUAUUGUAAUUCAAGGCAGCCAAUCAACAAGAUUAUCACGAAAACAGGAUAUGGCAGAGCAAGUUUACCUCCGAUAUCUCCAGCGGUGGGGCAAAGACUUCUUAAGGCGACGGCUCGAUUGGACUCUAGACGAGGAAGGCGGCAAUCCCGCGGCGCCAAGGCACUUAGUUAACGCACUCUGCCCUUGUCAAUAUGUAGAGGAGAUAUUGCGGAACAAAGAACCCAAAGAUACUCGUGCCUGUUGUCCACCGUGCAACAACUGGCUCAGACGGCGCGGUCUCGACUAA
Messenger RNA from Melitaea cinxia (Glanville fritillary), 1257 nucleotides. RefSeq lists its product as uncharacterized. The record is from RefSeq and is a predicted model, not a curated record. NCBI's taxonomy places the organism in Eukaryota, Metazoa, Arthropoda, Insecta, Lepidoptera, Nymphalidae. The transcript is spliced from 4 exons. Bases 73 to 1257 code for a protein of 394 amino acids.